UACUUAAAUGCAUUGAUGAGAUCCCCUCUAGUCUUCUCCACACCAAACAGGCCCAGCUCCCGCAGUGCCUGUGCAUCAGAGAGAGCUCCAGACCCCGCAUCAUCUUUGUGGCCUUCGCUGGACCCUCUUGGACAUCUGCUUGUUUUUCCUGUGCUGAGGAGCGCAGGACCGACACCGCCCGCCAGCCCAGGGCCGCUCCCGCCCGCCCGCGCUCAAGAUGGCGGCGGCCGUGAGGGCCGGAGCCGGGCCCCGGGGCGGGAAGGGCCCGGCUCCGCCGCGCUGAGGCCGCCCGGCCCCUCCCGACGGGCUCGGAGCGGCGGGGAGGGGCCGCAGCCGGGCCCGGCCAUGAGCGGCGCGGCGGAGGCGCGGGAGCUGGAGGAGCGGCUGCGGGAGGCGGCGGCCCUGGGGGACGUGGCGGAGGUGCGGCGGCUGCUGGGCGCGGGGGUGGACAUCGACUCCCGCAACGAGAUCAACGGCUGGACCUGCCUGCACUGGGCCUGUAAGCGGAACCAUGCCCAAGUGGUGUCCUGCCUGCUGGAGGCUGGCGCUGACAAGCACAUCCUCACUGCUAAGGGAGAGCUGGCGGCACAGCUAACAUCGAAACCAGACAUCCGCAAGAUUUUGGGAGAGGAACAAACUGAAUGUCAAGGAGCGAAGGAUUUAAAUUUACCCAUUGUUGUGAACUACUCAGCCAAGCCACCAUUCCGUAACGUUUACAGCGAAGAAAGCAUUCCAGGCAGCUUGGCAGAAUCCCAGAAUGAAAGUGCUUCCAUCUCUUCUGCUUCCCAGAGUGAAACCAGCCCUUGUCCAUCAGCACCUCAGGCCGAAAGCACCUGCACAGCCGUGUCCUGCAGCAGCGAUGAUGAGACUGCCCCAGCAGCCAGCCCUGCAGCCACAGCCCCAGCAGCCAGCCCUGCAGCCAGGCCUGCCCCAGCAGCCAGCCCUGCAGCCACAGCCCCAGCAGCCAGCCCUGCAGCCAGGCCUGCCCCAGCAGCCAGCCCUGCAGCCACAGCCCCAGCAGCCAACCCUGCAGCCAGCCCUGCAGCCAGGCCUGCCCCAGCAGCCAGCCCUGCAGCCACAGCCCCAGCAGCCAGCCCUGCAGCCAGGCCUGCCCCAGCAGCCAGCCCUGCAGCCACAGCCCCAGCAGCCAGCCCUGCAGCCACAGCCCCAGCAGCCAGCCCUGCAGCCAGCCCUGCAGCCAGGCCUGCCCCAGCAGCCAGCCCUGCAGCCACAGCCCCAGCAGCGAGCCCUGCAGCCACAGCCCCAGCAGCCAGCCCUGCAGCCAGGCCUGCCCCAGCAACCAGCCCUGCAGCCACAGCCCCAGCAGCCAGCCCUGCAGCCAGGCCAGUCCCAGCAGCCAGCCCUGCAGCCAGGCCUGCCCCAGCAGCCAGCCCUGCAGCCACAGCCCCUGAGCCCCCCGUCAGCACAGCCUCAGCCUGUGCCAGCCCAGCGCUGCUCGCCGGCCCCGCCUGCCCCCCGGCCACCGCCCCCAGCCUGGGGCUCUGCUCCCCCACACUGUCCGGCCAGGCCCUGCCCCUGCAGCCCAACACCUCCCCCAGCGGCCCUGCCUCCGCCUUCCAGCCCUUCUUCUUCACGGGAACAUUCCCCUACAACAUGCAAGAACUUGUGCUCAAGGUCAGAGUCCAGAACCUGAGAGACAAUGACUUCAUUGAGAUUGAACUGGACAGACAAGAAUUGACCUAUCAAGAUCUGCUCAGAGUGAGCUGCUGUGAACUGGGCAUUAAUCCAGAGCAAGUAGAGAAGAUCAGAAAACUACCCAAUACACUUAUAAGAAAGGACAAGGAUGUUGCCAGACUCCAGGAUUUCCAGGAGCUGGAGCUGGUCCUCAUGAGAAGUGACAGCUCUCCAUUCCAGAACGCUGCAGCUGUGCUGACGGAGCGGCCAUGCUACAACAGCAGAGCAUCCAAACUCACCUACUGACCCUGGGGGCUGCAGCUGCACUGGCAACACCUGCCAGUGACACUGGCAGCCACCUCAGAGUGUGGAAAACCUUAAGUUAUUAUUAGGGUUACUAUUUUAACUAAUAUUUUAUAUUUUAUAUUUAAUACCCUGUUCGCUUUUAUUUUUUACUUGAUACUGUAUUCAGCCAAGGGAUACCUCAUUUGUCUAGUUAAAAUCACAUGCUUCCAAUGUAUUUCAAGGAAGUUUAUUGGUUGUAUCUGGCAGCAGGGGGGCACAAAAGACAUAAUUAUUGAUAUGAAAAUUAUGUUAAGUACACCCACUCUGACCAAGACUCACGGAAAGAUUCAGGAAAUUGUGUGUCUCUGUGUGUAUAUAUGUGUUUUAAACCUCCUCAUUAAUUUAAAUGAAAGAGACACACAAUGAAUACUUGCUGUCUAAAAAUGUAGAAAUUUAAGUCCUUAACCUCUUGCCCCUCACAUACACCUAGAUGGAUUGUCUAGAGAUACCUAAUGCUCAGAAGUGGCAGGAGAAACCAUCUUACUGGGCUGAAAAUAAGUGGAAUAAGCAUGCCCAUAUUUAACUGUUUAUUGCCCCUGUGAGAAUAUUGUACUUCCACCAAAAAACACAAAAGCCUCUUGUAAAUGCUCCUUAAUGAAGUCUCAAUGAGUUGAAGUGCCCUUUCAAGAGAAAGCCCUUGUUUCAGGAGAUGGGGAGGGGACCCCCAAUUUGUGUUGGUGGUUUGUACUUUCUGACUGAUGAGAGCCUGUGCAUUACUCACACCAGGUGUCAGUAUUAUCAAGACAGGAAAGCUCUGUGUGGCUCUCCCUCAUACACCAGUUCCAAGGGGGUGGUGGUUUCUGCUGUGUGAGGAGAAGCACAGCAGUGUCCUCAGGGGAGAUCACAGCUGGAAGGAACACAGUAUGCUUUCAUGAGCCACUAAAUGGGAAAUACACCACGAGCAAGUAACUUGUAACUUUACAUCAUGCACAGUCUACUGUCACCAUUACAGAGCCUUGUUUUAGCCAGGUGAGUACUGAAAGCUGCCUCCAGGCACUUUUAACUUUUUUUUUUCCCUCUUCAUUGUGAGGAGUGAAAAAACCACAACUCUGGUUAAGCUACAGACUGUUUAACUGUUUAACUUGCAUUCAAGCAAGUCAGUAAUGAAAAAUUCACCUGUGCAUUAGAAGUACCUAAGUCACAGCAUUGCUGGAAUAUAAACAGCCUAAAGCUUUUCCUGAUUAACAUGGCAGCCUGGAAAGUUACACUUUUGGAGGCUGUUUUCUUUUUUACCAAAAAAUACAAUGCUGACCUUUGUCCCAAAACCCUUAAUUGGGUCCUGAGGUGGGUAAAGAAGUGAGGGACUUGCUUUUUCUGCACAAACUGCUUUUUCUCCCCUCUCUUCCCCCCACCCCAAAGUGUAUUGAUUUUCCUUCCAGCUCUGCAUUUUGAGGCUGCACUAGAGCAGAGUUUCUGCAGAGCUGGUGCUGUGUUUGUUGUUGAUCUGGACUGCAAUGUUGACAGUCAAACUAUAAAUAGUACAGCAUUAUGUUCUGGUAGAAGCAGCAUGGCUGCCACCCUCCCAAGUAUUCUGCACACCAAGACAAGACAGAAACCUAUUCUGCCAGCAGAGAUGCUUGGCUCAGGAUUUCACCAAAUUAUUUAGGCUUAAAAUUCUUGCUUACUGCAGUCAAAAUAAUUAUGAUCCUUUUCUCCAUGCAACACACACAUCACCUCAACCCUGCUAAUUUCACAUUCUCAGUCCUGGUUUUUCUCCAGCCAGGAGCUGAGCUACUUUAAUGCCAGAUUCAACUCCUGGGAAGCUCAAGACUGUGACACAGUAUGAAGUAAAACUUCUUAACUAAGGUUCCUGCUUUGUUUUUCUUGUAGGACAGGAAAGAAGGAUUUAUUUUAACAAUUGUGUAUUUAUCUUUCCAGCAUAGCUUGGAGGUUAGCUCAGAUUAUGUGCAAUAACUCUCUGAAAAACAGUAGUGGCUAAAUGGCUCAAAAUUAAUACAAGUAUCUAAUUUCUUUACAGUUCCUUUAUUUGGGAAGUCAGUGUAAGGACUGUCUCCACUAAUUACUGAGCAUUCUGCUAGAGAGCAGCUGAUUUAAAAAGCUUUAUUUCUCUAGUUUCCACCCAGCAUAACACUUCAGGUGUUAAAUCUUAAACUCUACUCGUAAUCUGACUGUAAUAACAGUAAAUCUAUGCAUUCAGAGAAAUAUUUUUGUAUGUUUUAUGCAGUUUGAUAAACUCUAAGGCACACUAGUUAUGUUAACUAGUUUUUGUUGGGCUUCUUCCUUGAACAAUGAACUGUUGGAAUGCAACUGAGAUUAAGUUUACAAAACUUACUGUUCUUCCGAGGACGACUUUUGUUUGCACUACAAACUUGUACUGAACUGACAUUGCUACUCUUCACUUAUAUUAAAGUAUCAGUCAUUUCAAGUA
Messenger RNA from Oenanthe melanoleuca, 4369 nucleotides. RefSeq names its product ankyrin repeat domain-containing protein 40-like. Lineage: Eukaryota; Metazoa; Chordata; Aves; Passeriformes; Muscicapidae. The coding region runs from base 16 to 1941 and encodes 641 amino acids. The transcript is spliced from 5 exons. The record is from RefSeq and is a predicted model, not a curated record. Gene Ontology annotation, molecular function: protein binding.